AUGGCUUUUGAACAAAAAUUCCGCACGGCUCCAUAUCGCCAGCUUUUGAGAAGCAUUACGUUGAAGUCAGGGGAACAGCUUACACUAGCCUACCUUGACAGCGGAAGCCCAGAUUCUGGGAACAUCAAAGGAACGAUUUUGUUGAUACAUGGUUUCCCCGAGACUUCGUAUCGAUUUCGAAAAGUCAUCUCGCCUCUUCACGAAGCCGGAUACCGAGUCAUUGCGCCGGACUACCGCGGUGCAGGAUCCUCAUCGAGACCUCUGACGGGAUACACCAAAUAUCAAAUGGCCGAAGACCUUCACACUCUUCUCCAGGACAUCGGCAUCCAGGACAAAGUCAACGUUGUCGGCCACGAUAUUGGGGGUAUGAUUGCUUACGCCUAUGCUUCACGAUACGGCGAUGAUGUAUCAGCUGUCAUCUGGGGUGAAUGCCCGCUCCCAGGUACUUCAAGCUAUGAGGAGGUCAAAGGGAAGCCAUUCAUGUUCCACUUGUUGUUCCACCAGAUCCGGGAUUUACCUGAAGCGCUCAUCGCAGGCAAAGAGCGGGAAUACAUCACCUUUUUCUACAACAUGGAGAUUUACAACACUGCUGGUAUCACAAAGGAAGACGUCGACUUCUACACUCUUGCAUUUCGACAGCCCGGAGCGAUAAGAGCGGGAAUCGAAGUCUAUCGUUGCUUUGAGGCCGAUGCUAAGGACAACAGAGGACAGCUGGCGAGUGAGAAGAUUAAAGUACCAUCGAUGGUGAUGAUGGGUGCACAGAGUGAAAUGGUACACCUAGCCGACCCUAGGGCAGCCGAGACGUGCGAAAGCCCCACGGUAUCAUUGGUGAGGGAGAGUGGGCAUUGGAUUGCUGAAGAAAAUCCCGACGGAUUUGUGGAGAGCGUCAUUCGGUUCCUUGAGAGAUCUUAG
This is a messenger RNA of Alternaria burnsii, 912 nucleotides long. RefSeq lists its product as uncharacterized. The coding region runs from base 1 to 912 and encodes 303 amino acids. The transcript has a single exon. The record is from RefSeq and is a predicted model, not a curated record. Lineage: Eukaryota; Fungi; Ascomycota; Dothideomycetes; Pleosporales; Pleosporaceae. Gene Ontology annotation, molecular function: hydrolase activity.